UUCUCUGGACCUGCUCCAUCCCUUCAUCUUCUCGAUCUUCUUGUAAUUGUGGAAGCGCACGGUCCCUCGGUACGGACUUUCCCGCAGAUGUCGGCAGCCCGGCUCUGAAGGCGGCCACCUGCCAGGAGCCCAAAUGCGUUUGCCACUCGUCGCCCUUGCGAUGUCUUUGCUUUGCGACACCAUCGGGAGCCAGGGCCGGCCGGACGCUCAGCAAGAUCGGUCAGAAGGUUGUCGGAACUGCGAGGAGUGCUCCCGCGACAACGGCUGCGUGCGCUGCGCCGAGCGCCUGUUCCUGUUCCUGCGCCGGGACGGCAUGUCGCAGCACGGUACCUGCGUGCAUGCGUGCCCCAAAGGAUUCUUCGGGCAGCGGGCGCGCGAGGUCAACCGAUGCUUCAAGUGUCGCUCUGUCAACUGCGAGCACUGCUUCAGUCGGGACUUUUGCACGCAGUGCAAGUCGGGCUUGCCGCUCUACAACGGCCGCUGCCUGAGCGUCUGUCCCACACGAACCUUCGCACACAACGGCGAAUGUCUCGACGAGUGCGUCUCGACUCCGCCGUCAGGGUGGAGCGUGUGGAGCGUCUGCCUCCGAGACGGCGCCCCCUGCGGCUUCAGGUGGGGACGACAGACCCGGACGCGGGGGAGCGCCGCCCCCAAAGAGGCGCCCGGCCCCGAUCGGACCGGCUGCCCGUCGCAGAGCGAGACCAGGAGGUGCAGGAUGAAGAGGAGGUGCCCUAAAGACGGCAGAAGACCGAGGGCGCGCGGCCGCGAGGGGCCGCAGAAACCGCUGUGGAUGCUCGCCACCGGCAAGGACGGCAACGCGGUCGGCAUCUUCUGAGGCGCCCGACCGCAACAACAGCACAAGCGCACACAUCCGCCGCUACAAGCGGGUGCAAACAAGGACCAACAUUCCACAAUUUAGCACAGACACAAAAAAAGCAUUUAUGAACUUGAGCACAAAGUCUCGUGUGUGUGUGUGUCUGCAAAGCAGAAGUGGAUCUUAAGGAGGAGGUUCCGCCAUAUUUAAUAUUAUUAUAAAAUGCCUUUUGUACCUAAUCAACAUCUUACUCCUAAUAAAUGGCUGAAACCUUUUGCACUCGAGUAAACUUGGUCACAAAAGUGGAUUCCUCGGCCGGACGAUUUCAUCAGCCGAUAUACGCCCUUUUCAAAUCGGUAAAAAUCAUGGCCGAUUUUGUUGCCUUUCUAUACUUCAAUGCAAUAGUGCUGUUACCCAGGAAUUCAGAGUUUGUAUUCACAGGCAAUUCCCUGACGGGCAGUGCCAACUACAUUAGUGGCAGGCGCAUCGAUCCAAAUAUCGAGAAUAUCGACACCGAGUCAGGAUCGCUAUCGGAUCGAUACUAGCGUGAAAAUAUCAACGCAGUGCUUUCAGUUUCGCACCUCGCACGCAUGUUUUUGGGAUGUGGGAGGUAACUGGAGUACCUGGAGAAAAGCCACACAUGCCAGGCCGGAUUUGAAGCCGCAACCUCACAACUGUGAGGCAGAUGUGCUAACCGCUCGUCCACUGUGCCGCCACAAUAGUUUAUUGAAGAAAAACACAAAAACAAUACCAAUACCGAUAACAGAGAGUAGGAAUAUUGAUGGAUUGCCAAUGCGAUGACGUCACCUCUCGGCCCACCCGGUCGAAACAAAAACAAAGUCAGAUCACGUUUCCUGGCGUUUUUGUCGCAUGACAUCGUGUUCGGGGACACCUGUAGGAACAAAGGAAAUCCUGGGGCGUCACGUGGGCAACAAAAAAGGUUUACAAACGAUCCUUGUUUGAAACCUUGAAUUCGUCCAAUUGACCCCGCUUCACUCGAUGCUAACCAACCGAGGAAACAAAAGAGAAAUCAACCCGAUCCUCAAAUUGUCGGUUCUACUUCACAAGUGGAAGCAGAAGAGAUUUCGACGAUAUGUGAAGAUUCCAACCAAGAACAACAAGAAAAUAAAGACGAGAAACAAGAACCGGAUGAGGAUUUGUUCCAUAGAAAUGCCUCAACCAACACUGUCUGAAGGAAUCAAUGUCGUGGAACCUCCACUGCAUGAAAGCUUAGUAUCCGUAUGCAUGGAUGUUAGCUUGUUCUACAUUCGACAUAUUAUUCGCAGCGUAUAGCAUUUCUUUCACAUCUUUUGUUUUUGUUGUUGUUGUUGUUGUUCAUAAUGGAAAACUAUGAGAAGGAUAUGGAGCUAGACAAUAAUAGUCUUCAUCCUGAAAGCAUACCUCCUGAAUUACAAGAUCUGGUGAAUGAUGAUGAUGAUUUGGAUCCCUUCAUGGCAAUCAGACGUGGAAGACUUUGUAGAUUUUUAUUAACCCUCUACAAACAGCGUUGAGACGUUUAGAACAACCAUCUCCCCCUUUUAGUGUUACACAACAAAAUGUAUCAUUCCCAGACUCUGAAUUAACACAGCACAUCUGAAAUACUCCAGACUACAUUCCUGAAAGUCUAAACCGCACUUCUGGAACUCUAGACCCCAGCAAUCCAAACAUACAGACCAGAGGGGGAAGAGUGACGCGCGAUCGUUUCAAUAAUCUAGAACUAAGAAGACGAAUCAAUAUUCCAAAUUGUGAAAGGGGAGCCAAUUUUCCAUCCUUUUACGCGGGUGUGAUGAAUAAUGUCAAAGAAGUGACUCUAUGGUAGAGCUCUUUUCAGGCUGAUGCCAGAGUCAAAUAUUUCAUGAUUUUAUUUUUUUUUUUAAUAUAGGUACAUCUCAAUAAAUUUGAAUAUAGUUGAAAGGUUUUUCUUCAGUGCUUAUACAGUGAUUAAACACUGAAGUACUUUUCACAGGGCAAAUACCAGCCUAAUUUCUACAUUAAAAAUCACUUUAUUUCUUGAAUUAAUUCACUAUUUCAUUUGACAUUAUAUUUUAGUUUCGCAAUGUGUGGAAUUGUUUUAUUUGCUAUGUGCUACAAUCAUUAAAAUAAUACAUAUUUUAAAUAUGAAAUACUUCACUCUGAGUGUGUGCAGUUCAUAAUUUCACUUUUUGAAUUGAACUACCUAAUAAAAGAUUCACACUAUUCACGUGUGAGCAUGAUUGACAUGAACUCGUGAAUGCCAGUGAUGCGUGCGAGAACGUGAUUGACGUGCUUGCGUGAAAGCAUUUGAGUAGUUGAGAGCAAGACUUGUGCGUAUGAGAGUGUUUGAGUAGACUUAGAGAGCAUUUGAGUAGUUAAUGAGAGCACGACUCGUGCGUAUGAGUGUUUGAGUAGUGUUAAUGAGAGCAUUUGAGUAGUGUUGAGAGCAAGACUCGUGCAUAUGAGAGCGUUUGAGUAGUGUUAAUGAGAGCAUUUGAGUAGUGUUAAUGAGAGCAAGAAUCGUGUGUAUGAGAGCAUUUGAGUAAUGAGAGCAAGACUCGUGCGUCUAAGAGUGUUUGAGUAGUGUUAAUGAGAGCAUUUGAGUAGUGUUAAUGAGAGCAAGAAUCGUCUAUAUGAGAGCAUUUGAGUAGUGUUAAUGAGAGCAUUUGAGUAGUUAAUGAGAGCAAGACUCGAGCGUAUGAGUGUUGGAGUAGUGUUCAUGAGAGCAAGACUCGUUCGCAUGAGAGCGUUU
Molecule: messenger RNA, 3539 nt
Organism: Phyllopteryx taeniolatus (common seadragon)
Lineage: Eukaryota; Metazoa; Chordata; Actinopteri; Syngnathiformes; Syngnathidae
Gene: rspo4
Product: R-spondin 4
Exons: 7
Coding region: 134-835 (233 amino acids)
Source: RefSeq, a predicted model, not a curated record